ACAGUUAUACUUAACUACCCCGGGAGAGGGUUAAUUCUGGCUGCUCCGCUGUGUGGGGGCAAAAGAAGAGUGCUUAUCUGCUCCUUUGGGGUAAGAGAAGAGGGGUUUUCUGCUUUUUCUACACUGUAAGACUCUGGGAAAAGCUCAGUGUGAGAGGAGAAGAAGAGGAGAGAAGAGCUGCGGAGGUGAUCAUGAUUGUUCUUAAGAUAAAAGAGCAUCGAUGGUUUCUGGACUGAUAUAUAAACCAUAGGAACACACAGAACAGCCAUGAUUGCUGCACACAUGAAUGGAUAUGUGGAGAGUUUUGAACUAAUAGACAGUUCAGAAAAAUCCCGCCAGGUCAAAGACAUGGCUGUGGAGUGUCCCGGCGAUCCCGAACCCCAGUCCCGCUACAGCAACAAAAUGGAGAGGAUACAAAACUACCAGGAGGAGCUGAGGAAGAAGAGGGAGGAGGAAGGACGCUAUCGAAAUCUUAACACCAACCUGAACGCCUCCUCACAAAAACUCAAUAAACUGUCACAAAGCCCCAAGAUGGGCGUUGACAACCUCACAUUCGAAAGACCUGAGACUCCAAGGCAAGGCACACUGGAUCUGGAGGCACCACCAACAGAGCUGAAUGACCUGCUCCAGUCUCUGCAGCGUGUGCGGUACAGUCUGGGUGAUGCUGAGAGUCAGGCAGAUGUUCAGGUGGUCAUGGAGCUGCUUCAGCAGCGUGAAUUCCAACAGGCCUUCAGCAUGCACAGCACUGUGGCACUCGGCGUCAGAGCUGUCAACCCACCGUAUCCCGUCACCCCCCGCGCCCAGCACCUCUGCCACGAGGUGCAGAAUGUCUUACAGUUCACCAAGCAGAAAGAGGGGAUUGAGCUUAAAGCCCUGUUGACCAACCCGCACCUUCAGGCUCUGAUGGAGGCCCAUGACUGUGUGGCUGAGCGAGAGCUGGAGCCAGAGUUCAGUUUGGCCCAGUAUGGAGGAGAAACAGUAAAACUGGUUCGUCUGGAGAAGGCCCGGGACAUACCACUUGGUGCGACGGUGAGGAAUGAGCAUGACUGUGUAAUGGUGAGUCGGGUGGUAAAAGGUGGAGCGGCGGAUAGAAGUGGGCUCCUCAUUGAGGGAGAUGAAAUCUUGGAAAUAAAUGGCAUCCCAGUCCGUGGCAAAAACAUCAACGAAGUCCACGACAUUCUGUCCGACAUGCAUGGCCCCCUUACAUUCCUUCUGAUCCCCAGCUCACGGCACAAAGCUCCUGCACACAGGCAGACCGUGAUGCAUGUGAGAGCGAACUUCAGUUAUGAUCCUGCGGAUGACCCGUACCUGCCCUGCCGAGAGCUGGGUCUGGCCUUCCAGAAAGGCGACAUCCUGCACGUCCUCAGCCAAGACGACCCCAACUGGUGGCAGGCCUACAAAGAUGGAGACGAUGACAAUCAGAGACUGGCUGGACUCAUACCUGGGAAGAGUUUUCAGCAGCAGAGAGAAACUCUGAAGAAAACAACCACAGAGCGAAAUCCAGAUAAUCCUGGAAAACUUUGGUAUACAAAGAAGAUCAAGAAGCCAAGAAAAAAGAGCUUUUACAACCCCAGCAGGAAUGUUGAAAGCUACACAGAGGAUGUUCUGACCUAUGAGGAGAUGACUCUGUACCAUCAGGCAGGCAAUCGUAAGCGGCCCAUAGCCCUGAUUGGUCCAGCGCACAGCGGCCAUGAUGACCUGAGGCAGAGGCUGCUGUCCGUAGAGCCGGGGCGAUUUGCAGGCGCUGUUCCCCACACCACUCGGAGUCCCCGAGCACAUGAGCUGAAUGGGAGGGAGUACCAUUUUGUGUCACGGUCGAACUUUGAGGCUGAUGUGGCAGCGGGUAAAUUUAUAGAGUAUGGAGAGUAUGAGCGCAACCUUUACGGCACCAGUGUGGACUCAGUGCGGCAGGUGGCGAACGCAGGACGUAUCUGCCUACUUUCUCUCCACACACGGUCUCUGCGUGUCUUGCGUUCCUCUAAUCUCAAACCAUAUGUCAUCUUCAUCGCUCCUCCUCCACCAGACCAACUGCGCACCCUGCUGUCCAAAGAAGGGAAGAACCUGCAGUCUGAGGAUUUGAAGGAGGUGACACAAAAGGCCCGAGAGAUGGAGCAGAACUACGGCCACCUGUUUGAUGCUGUUGUGGUGAAUAGUGAUGAGGAUAUGGCCUUCUUUGAGCUUCUGCGGCUCAUCGAGAAACUGGACACACAGCCACAGUGGGUCCCAUCCUCCUGGCUUUGCUAAUCCCACAAAAGUACCACAGUAACAUACCAAACCCUAACGCUGACGGGUCUCACCGUAACAAUCAGUGUGGGAAAGCCAUUGAACUGCUUACCUGAAGACGGCCUGAGCCACUGAGGCCUCUCAGUGUGUUUCAGGAAGAAAUGAACUGCAGCAUUGUUUUUUCCUUAUGAUAUUUAGGUGAUAUUUUAAUGAAAUAGUUCAGAAAACAACAUUUUUUAUCAGUGUCAUGUCUUAUGUUUCCUUCUUUAGUUUUGCACUGGAGCUGAGGCUUAAACAAAACAAAAAAUUGAUUGUAUAGCUAAAAACAGCACUGGCAGCCUCAUAUUUGACAGUGAUAUAGUGCCAGCAAUCUGAUGCCGCAAUGUAGAUGUCAUUCACAAAAAUGUAAAUAUUUUUUAAACAAGAUAAACUAUCUAGCAAUAUAGUGAAACAAUUUCGUUUGAUAAAAUAACUAAAACAAGUCUUGCAACAAUCUAAAAAAAGGAAAACAUGUCAGUAUUAUUGCAAAGAUCUCCCUUCUUUCAGUUUGACAGUUUUUAACUAUUGUUUGAAUAGUGUGUGAUGAUUUAGACAUGCGCUUUGCUAGUUGAAAACAUGCCAUUAGCUUAGUGCUAUGCAGGAAAAGAAAGACGAGAGGGGAGAAAACUCCGACAAUUUUGGGCUUAUAUUGAAAAGGGGAGAAGCUUCAGACAUGUUCCUUCUUCUAAAACUUGGUUAUUUCAUAACAAAACUUAGCAUCGUGCUAAUCCACCCAUGGUCAUCGCACCCCCUGCCCUGCAAAUGUUUUGCUUUCCCUUCUCUCAACACACCAGAUUCUAUAGUGUGUUAAACCAGGAAAUGUGACGGGCAAGGAAUGCCAGGACCAAAAUUGGCUAAUGGGUAUUAGCCUCGAAGCUCCAGUAAUAAAACUAAUGUAGAAAACUUCAGACAACACAAAUUUCUUGGCUGAUUGACUACCUUAAAGAUUAAAUUGCAAAUUAUUUUUUUUUGCCAAAACUUUGCUUUAAGAAUAUUCCCAGUGCCCUGAUGAAGCAGGGCAUAAAUUAUUCCUGAAACAGUUUUAAUGAUCAUGUCCACGUUGGUAACAAUUUUUAUUUAUUUUUUUGUCUCUUUGUUUUUGUGUAUAUCACAUUUUGUGUAUAUAUCAGUCUUGAAACAGACACAAGCAGGAGCUCAUUUAUUCUGGACAGAGGACGAGUGGUUCAGCUGGAGUAAAAGUUCCAUGUGUGAUUUAAAUACUGCACUAAAUAGAUGGGAACUAUAUUUUUGUGGAUGUACAAAUCAGACGUUUGUAUUUGUUUAUGACUUUGUAAUCAGGAGGGUUUUCUUUAAGAUUUUCCUAUUAGAAUGACAAAACAACAUAUUUUAGAUUAAAUGUAUCACUAAAUGUAAUUAUUUACGGACACUUUUUAUUCUUAUUCUCAGGAAGGUUUUGAAAGUAUUAUCAGUGCAGUUCUGAUGAACUGUUUAUUUAUAGCAAAUCCUGACCAAAACUUGAAAUAGGAUGUUUUUUUGUUUUUUUCCAACAGUGUUGCUUUAGCCACAUCAUAGCACUGUGUUUGAAUGUGGUUUUGUUAUUAACAAUAUAAAGACAAAAAUUAAUGAGAUAUAUUAAUACAUUAAGUAUGCGUGUUUGUUGUGUGUUCAUUUUUACCUGAUAUAGUACUUGCAGAGGUUUUAUAUCACAGGAUGUGUGAUUGUAUUAAAAAAAUAAUGUGUUUGUUAUUAUUUAGGGUGCAUGAUGGAUCUUUAUUCUGUUUGUAAAUAAAGAGGACAGUGUUGGCUCAAUGGA
Molecule: messenger RNA, 4036 nt
Organism: Astyanax mexicanus (Mexican tetra)
Lineage: Eukaryota; Metazoa; Chordata; Actinopteri; Characiformes; Acestrorhamphidae
Gene: pals1b
Product: protein associated with LIN7 1, MAGUK p55 family member b
Exons: 14
Coding region: 268-2244 (658 amino acids)
Biological process (GO): establishment or maintenance of epithelial cell apical/basal polarity; protein localization to plasma membrane; morphogenesis of an epithelial sheet
Cellular component (GO): adherens junction; plasma membrane
Molecular function (GO): protein binding
Source: RefSeq, a predicted model, not a curated record